CGUCACGGCCGCCGCACCCGGAAAAGGAAAGGAAGGGGGUGCGGCGCGGCGCGGCGUGGCUGGGUCGCGCGUGCUGCGUGGCCGGGCGCUGGCGGGGAGAGAGGCUGACGGGCAGCGGCCGAUUUUUCUUUCCCCUUUGGUAAAAAGAAACUGCAAUGGAGAGUACAGUGUUGGUCAAGUUCCUUCUAUCGUUUUUCAUACUACUGUGUGAAAUUUAUCAUCAUGGAGUGGAGAUGGUUACUGUUGUGCAUACGAUGGAGAGAACUUUUCCAGAAAAGGCAGCUGGUGUUAAUAUUGAUUUGGCAGGAUUAAUACAGAAGUUUCACCUUCAAGAACUCUUUCAUCGUUAUGGAGAAAACAACUCGCUGUCAAUUGAUGGGUUUAGAAAACUGCUCGAGAACAUAGGUAUAGAUAAAAUGAAAAUAAUUAAAAUAGACCAUGAUCAUGACCAUGACCAUGAUCAUGAUCACGAUCAUCACCAUCAUAAUCAUGUGCCGUCGAGUAAAAUCUCCGAGAAGACUGUUUGUCCAAACCACGAAUCGGAUGCUAACAAAGACCACAGGAACAGUCACUCAAAGGAACCUCAUAAAAUACAAAAUGCAGAACAUCAGCAGAACUUUGUACGCAGCAAGAACGCGGUUAGUGAAAGAACGGCACCCUUCAUCACUGCUGCCACAGGUGGCCACUCUGAGUUACAGAAUGUGCAGCCUGGAGAAGUCAAGCCUGCUGCUCGUCUAGGUCUGUCCAGUCCUAAUGCCAUUAAUGUCACAGGUGGCAGCAAUGCAAGUUCCCCUGCAAACAGCAAAGCAAAUGAAUCUCAUGCUUCUCUGAAGGAAUUGGAAAAAGGGAGUUACCUGUAUUCUAAACUGAAAAACCAAAAUACACAAGAGUGCUCCAGUGCGUCAAAACUGAUGCAGUCCCAUGGAAUAGGCACUCAAGUGUUGUUGACUGCUACGGAAUUUAGUUACCUCUGUCCAGCUCUUAUUAAUCAGAUUGAUGGCAAAUACUGCAUAGUCCAUGCAACUAGUGAAAAAGCUGAAACUCCUCCAAAAAGUUACUCUCUGCAAAUAGCUUGGAUUGGUGGCUUUAUAUCCAUCUCCAUCAUUAGUUUUCUUUCCUUGCUGGGUGUUAUAUUGGUACCACUGAUGAAUCGAGUGUUUUUCAAAUUUCUUCUAAGUUUUCUUGUGGCAUUGGCUGUGGGGACUUUGAGUGGAGAUGCUUUCUUACACCUCCUUCCUCAUUCUCAUGGCAACCAUCACCAUCACCACGAAAAAACUCUGCUUGAACAAAACAAAAGCUCUAUGUUCAGACAUCUUGCUUCUCAAAGUGUAGAGGAGAGUGCCAAUCUGGAUUCUACAUGGAAGGGACUUACAGCACUUGGAGGCUUGUACUUCAUGUUUCUAGUGGAGCAUUUGAUCACUUUAAUAAAGCAGUUUAAAGACAAGAAGAAAAAGAAAAAAAAUGAAGAUGAUGGAGAAAACAAGAAGUUUUCCACGAAUGAAGAAAAGUUAGACACAGAUGAUCGGCCUGAGGGCUACCUAGGGACAGACUCUCAAGAUCCAUCAACAUUCAUUUCUCAGCAGCCAACUGUACAAGAAGAAGAAGAAGUGAUGAUAGCUCAUUCUCAUCAAGAGGAGGUUGAAAAUGAAUAUGUGUCCCGGGGCUGUAGAAACAAAUGUCACUCUCACUUGCAUGAUACUCUAGGACAGACAGAUCAUCUUAGUCAUCAUCACCAUGACUACCAUCAUAUUCUACAUCACCAUCAUCAUCAGAACCAUCAUCCCCACAGUCACAGUCAGCGCUACUCACGUGAAGAACUGAAGGAUGCGGGGAUAGCAACUCUGGCAUGGAUGGUGAUUAUGGGAGAUGGACUACAUAAUUUUAGUGAUGGCCUAGCAAUUGGAGCAGCUUUUACCGAAGGGUUAUCUAGUGGUUUAAGCACUUCUGUGGCUGUGUUUUGCCAUGAAUUACCUCAUGAGCUAGGAGAUUUUGCUGUACUUCUAAAAGCUGGUAUGACUGUCAAGCAAGCUGUGCUUUAUAAUGCUCUGUCAGCUAUGCUGGCCUACCUUGGGAUGGCAACUGGGAUUCUCAUCGGUCAUUAUGCAGACAAUGUUUCCAUGUGGAUAUUUGCACUUACAGCUGGCUUGUUCAUGUAUGUGGCUCUUGUGGAUAUGGUGCCUGAGAUGCUCCACAAUGAUGCCAGUGAUCAUGGAUGUAGCCGCUGGGGAUACUUCCUGUUACAGAAUGCUGGGAUUCUGCUGGGUUUUGGAAUAAUGCUGCUUAUCUCCGUAUUUGAACAUAAGAUUGUUUUCAGCAUAAACUUGUAAUCCUGGUUGCCAGGAAGAGAGUUUGGUGUUAAAUUAUAAGCGGUAGGUUUUUUUUCUGUUAAAUUCCCUAGUGGAGAGGUACGGUUGAUAUAGAUUAGAUAUUUUUAUUGUUGUGCUGUUGUUAUCCCUUCUCCCCCUGACAGAAACAAACACUGUAAGGUUGGGUUUUUGUUUGUUUGUUUGGGUUUUGUUUGUGUUUGUUUUUUUUUUAAUGUAGGAUUUAGCAUUGCAUGUGGUACUGUGGAAAGCUGUACUUAGUAAAACAUGGUGAAAGUACCGAAGCUAUUAAAGCAGUAUUGGCUGCAGGGCUAAGGUUUGUGUUUUGGUUUGGUUUUUAGUAAAUUUAUUUCCUGUAUGUAAUUAUAUGUAACUUUUUUACUUUGGGGUUUUGUUGGUUUAAAGUAGUAAAAUGACAGUAGUUUUUAUUCUAGCACAAUCAAAAUCAGUGGACACAAAGCACAGUGAGCAGUGUAAAACAAGAGAAAGACAUGUAAUGUGUAGUGUGUGUUUAUACUGGUAGAAACUUAUCUCUUCUGCAUCCACCUAGUUUACACGGAGUGGCAGAUGAGUCCACUCCAUCUUUUUUGCGGUGGUGGUUCUCUCAGUAGCUUGUGGGUUCUUUGUAUCUUAUUCUAGCUGGUUUCUACUCCAAACCAAAUGUUUACUUGUUCCAUCCCUUCUGAUCUGAGCUGCUUUUCACAGGUCUUAGGCUGUAAAAGCAUAGCUCUGGCUCCAGUGUAUGUGAAUUACAUCAAAAAGACUUCAAGUAGUGCCAUAUCCCACUUAACGCUGCCUGAAAUGGCAAAGGUAUAUUAAAGUCUGAUAUCAAGGGGAGGAGUGCUACAGGCUGAGACAAACAGUCAUUUACUACAACAGCUUCCUUACCUAAAUCAUUGAUUUUCUUUGGGAAAUAGCUUGAGCUGAGUGGGAGAGCUGACGAUUUCUAGCUCAGUGUGAUUGCACACAAACCUGUGCUUGCAAAACAAUUAUGGUCUUUUCAACAACUAAAGCUGAGAAAUCGAAAAUAGCAAAAUUUCUUUGAGAGCAUAUAUAGGGAAGCAGCAUGUCAAAGAUAAUUGUAAGUGUAUACAUAAGUAUGUAGUUUGAGCUUACAGACUUAAUGUUUUAACAAGUGGUGUCCCUCAGGGAUCGGUGUUGGGACCGGUCCUGUUCAACAUCUUUGUCGGCGACAUGGACAGUGGGAUGGAGUGCGCCCUCAGCAAGUUUGCCGAUGACACCAAGCUGUGUGGUUCGGUUGAUACGCUGGAGGGAAGGGAUGCCAUCCAGAGGGACCUUGACAUGCUUGUGAGGUGGGCCGAUGCCAACCUUAUGAAGUUUAACCAAGCCAAGUGUAAGGUUCUACACCUGGGUUGGGGCAAUCCCAGGUACAGCUACAGGUUGGGCAGAGAAGAGAUUCUGAGCAGCCCUGCAGAGAAGGACUUGGGGGUGUUGGUUGACGAGAAGCUUAACAUGAGCUGGCAGUGCGCGCUUGCAGCCCAGAAAGCCAACCGUAUCCUGGGCUGCAUCAAAAGAAGCGUGACCAGCAGGUGGAAGGAGGUGAUCCUGCCCCUCUACUCUGCUCUUGUGAGACCUCACUUGGUGUACUGUGUAUGGUUCUGGUGUCCUCAACAUAAAAAGGACAUGGAGCUGUUGGAGCGAGUCCAGAGGAGGGCCAUGAGGAUGAUAAGAGGGCUGGAGCACCUCCUGUAUAGAAGACAGGCUGAGAGAGUUGGGGCUGUUAAGCCUGGAGAAGAGAAGGCUGCGUGGAGACCUCAGAGCAGCCUUCCAGUAUCUGAAGGGGGUCUAUAAGGAUGCUGGGGAGGGACUCUUCCUUAGGGACUGUAGUGGUAGGACAAGGGGUAAUGGGUUCAAACUUAAACAGGGGAAGUUUAGAUUAGAUAUAAGGAAGAAGUUCUUUACAGUGAGGGUGGUGAGGCACUGGAAUGGGUUGCCCAGGGAGGUUGUGGGUGCUCCAUGCCUGGCAGUGUUCAAGGCCAGAUUGGACAGAGCCUUGGACCGCAUGGUUUAGGGCAAGGUGUGUCUGCCCAUGGCAGGGGCGUUGGAACUAGAUGAUCUUAAGGUCCUUUCCAACCCUUAUGAUUCUAUGAUUCUAAUUACCCUGAAAGUAAGUGAAGGAAGGAGAAGGAUUAAAAAGGCAAUGGCAAAAUAAAUAAAUUCUGCAUUUGCAGAGAGGUGAACUCUGGUGCUGGGCUUUCAUCUGUUUAAUAAGAACACUGACAAAAUACAGGUGCAUUCCCUACCUUCAUCAAGCACUUUACAUUUUAAUGUCUUCUGUGCUGUUGCAUUUUGAUUAAGCUUCUGGGCUCUUUUUUAGAAGCACAGCUUUGAACAGAGGAGUUGUGCCAUGGUACAGUAGCCCUCUGCUAUGUUUCUAUAGCAUCUCCUUGAUCACCCACCCGGUGUUCUUUUUACUCUUAUAGCAAUAGUAUUCUAGUGUUCCUGAGCUUAAAUUAGUAGUAACUGUGAGUAUGAUGAAAAUGAAAAUAUAUAUAUAUCUUUAGCCAUUGCUUCUGUAUCUUCUAUGCUCUUAAACUGUUAAUUUGAACUCCAAAGAGAAAGUAACUUAUAUUUUUUUUUUUGUCUAAACUCUUAUGAUACUUCUGCCUUUACAUUGUGCUAUGUUCAUUUCUUGACUUUGUUGUAGCUAAACUCUGCCUAAAACAUACCUGCUGAUCUUCAUCUUUCCUUUGCUACCUCUAGUGCUUGAAUACCAUAAUCUUUGGCUCAUCAAAAGCUGUUUUGUUUCUGAUGUGCACAUCACUGCUUUCUUUAGAAAAACAAGUAAGCUCAAACCAACCGCACUGACCACCAUGCUGACACAGAUACAUACACAAAGCGUGUCAAAAUGGAAUUUUUCAUACCUUAACUACUGCAUUUUUCUAUACUGGUCUCCUGUCCUGGCAGUCCCACCUCAUUCCAGAUCUCUUACAAUGUGGCUGGUUUUCUUCUUGGAGGCCUCUUCCUGAUGUCUCUUCAUUGCAGAUGAAUGUGUUGCCCUUUGGAGUGGUCUGAUUUGGCCCUGACCUGUCUAAAUGAGUCUCACCUUUGCUGGCAUCAUGGUGCUGGUCUCCGUCGGAGCUCAUGUGCCUCAGUUCAUGUUCCAGUGCUGGUCGUCAUGAGCAAGAUACAUUCCUGGGCAAAAAAAUCAUCAAGUGAGACUUUUCCCCCUCUUUCUUUCCAAACCUCUCAUCGCAGCUCUGUUCUGCUGAGAUGUAGUGUCUGAGGUGCAACCUCACUGCAUCCUAGUGGGUUUUGCAGGGCUUGGGCACUGUGUUUACCAGUGGAUCUGGUAAACCACCAUAAAUUCGGUGUGCUUUAGCCCAUGGGUCUUUUGCCUUCUGUCCCAGACCCUCAGCUCUUUCAGAUGUCAAGCAUGCUCUGUCAAGCUCUCUGUCUCUCUUCUCAGUACAUCAGACUUCUGUUUGUGUGCUGGAUAUGACUGGGAAGCAGGCAUGUAACCUAGGGUUGCACAAGAGAUUUUAAGAUAGAUGACUAAAUGACGGAGAUAAAUUUACACAUUUCAGUCAGUGUUUCCACUGGGUUCCUGGCCAGCUUUUGAUGUAAUCAACUGACAUUGAAAUACCUGCAUAUCAAAACACAUUGCUAAUGUAACAUCAUGACAAAUAAAUUGCCUUUAGAGCAUGUCAGCAGAAACUGCUCAAUAAGCUGGACACAAGCAUAUCCCACCUAUUCAGUGCUCUUCAGUCUUUGAUGCAGAGAUGCCUGGGAUGGACAGCUGUCCAAACUAGUAACUGAGAAGACUCUAGACUAUGAAACCUGCUGUAGGUUUGUGCCAGCAAGAUGACAGAAGUUUAGUUGUUUUGGUUUUUGUUUGGUUUUUCUUUUCUUUGUCAGCCUUAUAACGUAGAAUCUGCAUCUGUUGCAAUGUACUUGCAUUGAAAAUACUCCUGGUUUGGCAAACUGGUAGGUCAAAGCCUCUAGGCAGCUGUUUAUUUUUAUGCAUCUAUUUUUCUGCAGCAGUUUGUCAUGUGCCUCGCUAUCUCUGUUUUGUAUCUGUCUGUAUGUUAAUUAUGGUACAGACCUUAAUUUUAUACGCUGUUACAGCUGCCCUAUCUAGUCCCUGUGCUAGAUGCUGGGAAAUAGAAUAGUCAGAUAGUGCUGGAAUCAAAGUUGAGUUUUGUUUUGUUUUGUUUUGUUUUGUUUUCUAACAUGUUUUCCUAGUGGUUUUGGCAUGUGUUUGUACAGAAAGUGUGUGUAGUUAACUGUGCAGUGAGAGCCAAACCAGAGGUGUUUAAGUUCUCACCUGCCUGGGCUGUGGGGUUGAGGUUUCUUUGGUCCUUUAUGACUGGGGCGCUGGGAGUGACGCUGAAUGCAUUGUGGGAACACAGCUCAAUUUUGUUUAUAUAAAGUAUGGUCAAAGCUAACAUGGAAUCCAGAGAGGGCUCUCCUCCUGCUUGAACUGAGCAACCAGAAGAGUUACAAUUUCUGUGGAAAAACGGGGUAAAUCUGUUUGCCACAAGCAGAAAACAAAAAGAUGUUUUCAUGAAAUGUGUUUUUAUUUAAAAUACCUUCUUGGUGCAUAUAUGAGCACUCUAGUUAUGACUGUAUUGCUGUGUGCUAGAGAAAAUAAACCACUGAACCAAAGGCUGGG
Molecule: messenger RNA, 6960 nt
Organism: Strigops habroptila (Kakapo)
Lineage: Eukaryota; Metazoa; Chordata; Aves; Psittaciformes; Psittacidae
Gene: SLC39A6
Product: solute carrier family 39 member 6
Exons: 10
Coding region: 156-2327 (723 amino acids)
Biological process (GO): intracellular zinc ion homeostasis; zinc ion import across plasma membrane
Cellular component (GO): membrane
Molecular function (GO): zinc ion transmembrane transporter activity
Source: RefSeq, a predicted model, not a curated record